Messenger RNA from Chelmon rostratus (copperband butterflyfish), 2232 nucleotides. It is a transcript of the gene eme2, whose product is annotated as probable crossover junction endonuclease EME2. The record is from RefSeq and is a predicted model, not a curated record. The transcript is spliced from 8 exons. Gene Ontology annotation, cellular component: Holliday junction resolvase complex; nucleus. NCBI's taxonomy places the organism in Eukaryota, Metazoa, Chordata, Actinopteri, Chaetodontiformes, Chaetodontidae. Gene Ontology annotation, biological process: replication fork processing; double-strand break repair; resolution of meiotic recombination intermediates. The coding region runs from base 71 to 1396 and encodes 441 amino acids. Gene Ontology annotation, molecular function: nuclease activity; DNA binding.
UGGCAUGUGUUGUGUAUAUGAUGUGUUCAAGGAGUUUUGGAGCGUUUUGAUUAUGUGUUAAACAUAUAAAAUGUCUGGGCUGCGCAGAGCUAAAACAUGGGAAAUAUCUGAAUCUGAGGAAAGCGACGCUGAGACAAAACCAGAUCUGAACCGUGAUGGGAGCCGUCAGAUAGCUACAAUUAGCACAGAUUUAACAGAGAAUCACUGUUCAAAGCACAAGUGCAAAAGUCUCCCUUCGUCAGCAGCAAAGAGUGAAUCUAACCAAGCUGCUGCUCUGUCUGCUCCGAGACCAGAUGUACGCGACACACCAAGUCCUGCAAGAAAACGCCGCACCAAGGCGGAGGUCGAGGCGGACAGACGGACAGCCCGGGAGAAGAAGGAGGCGAGAGAGAGACAGAGAGCUGCCAGAGCCCAGGAGAAGGAGGAGAGGAGGCAGGAGCAGCAGAGGAGGAGGGAGGCUGCCGAGAACCUAAAGAGUCUCAGGCCAGAGAGCUGCCUCAGGUCCCUGACUGUCUGCGUUGACCCAGCUCUUCUGCAACAUGAAGGCUCAGACAUCUUGCUGGACACCCUGGUAACUUUGGAGUGGCGGUUUAACAUCGAGAGCCAGCUGCUCCCACGCAGCAUCACCUGGACCAGACAUUUACCUCAGCAGGGAGAAGAUGGCAAAGGCUCAGUGGAGGAGGAGCAAGUGGUUCUGGUGCUGGACCUGACUGACUUCAUGGACAUGAUGGUCUCUGUAAAGAAAAUGCUGGAGAGUGAAGGGGAGGAGGAGGGGGUGGGGUCUUUCCUCAGUCCUCUUCUGGAGUGUCUCAACCGGGAUGCGAAGAAGGUGGUCACACUGUUAGUGACAGACUCUCAGACAGAUUACAGUGGUGUGCAUUUAGAUGAGACGCUACAAUCCAGAUUGGGGAUGGGGAAUCUGGACUUUGAGGAGGUUCUUGUGUACCUACAGCUCUGUAAGAACAUCUCACUGCUGUUCCUGGAUGGCUGGCAGGAGGUCACGAACCACGUGUGUGCCGUCACCAAGGCCUUAUCAAAGCGCCCUUACAAACUGCUGACGGAGCGAGCAGAGCUGCCCUUCUGUGUGGAUGGUUCAUGGGCCAGCGGGGUUCGGGUAGAGAGGGACGGCUCUGGGCUGAUCCAGGUUUGGAGCAGGCAGAUCCAGCAGCUGAACAGAGUUAGCCCCGCCGUGGCCUCCGCUGUGACCUUGGCUUACCCGUCUCCUCAGCUGCUGCUGCAGGCGUACCAGUGCUUGGGGUCAGAGGAGGACAGGAAGGGUCUGCUGGCUGAUCUCCUGGUGAGAAGUGGAGGUAAAGAGAAGCGCAUAGGACCGGAAAUAUCGGCCAGAGUUUACCGCUGCCUCACAGCCCAGAACCCCCAGCUGGUCCUGGACUAAUUUGUCCACUUGAGAACAAGAUGGACGGACCUCAGGGAGGAUUAAUGUGGUGUCUAAUGACACUUUGUCACCACUUGGCUGCUAAUGUGUAAAUGUUGAUGUUUACAAGCUAAAAAUAUGGCUUAGAUAUUACACUCACUUUCCAGGAAAGCACUACUUGUACUCCUCUUAACAAGGAGGAGAAUAUAUUUAAUAAAGUAAGCAAUGAUAUGAUGUAAAUUAUUUUAAUAAAAUAUUCAAUGUAUGUAUAAAUGCACAUUGUUUUGUUAGAGUGACCUCCGUGAACUACAUCAUGUGUUUUGUUUCUGUGAGAAAAAAAGCCUAUAAAAAUGAGCCGCAACAGAACUUUUCAUUUGUUUUAUUUUGGAGAAUUUCCUGAGUAACAAAGUUCAUAAACAAAGCACGACUGUAAAUAGAAAAACAAAUCCUCUUGUAAGCAAGAACACAACCGCUGUUGAUAUUCAAGCCACAAUGCUGAUUAUAAAACACAUUUUACUGUACAAAAAGUAUUUUCCACAGUAUCAAAAAGCAACUCCUUUCCCCCUGGAGUCUAUCCCUGAGAGUAAUAAGCAUACACAAGAUUUACAGUGUAAUUCUUUCCUUUUUUUUUUUUUUUGUCUAAUCUGGCAAAUUUAGGCCUCCAAAGACAGUGGCUGGCAUGUUUUACAAAAUGGAGCACAAAAACCAGAGCAGUACAAACGGCUCAGGAUAACCCUAUAAUAGAAAUUGGCUAAAAUCAGAAUGAAUGACCCAGACGUCACUCUAAUAUCUUCUCACUCUGUACAUACUCACUCUUUGAGUGUCAUAAACUCACUGUAUAAACACGAUAAGCAACA